Messenger RNA from Penicillium subrubescens, 513 nucleotides. RefSeq lists its product as uncharacterized. NCBI's taxonomy places the organism in Eukaryota, Fungi, Ascomycota, Eurotiomycetes, Eurotiales, Aspergillaceae. The record is from RefSeq and is a predicted model, not a curated record. Bases 1 to 513 code for a protein of 170 amino acids. The transcript has 3 exons.
AUGAUCUGCUUCUCGGCCGUCAGCCUCCAAUCGCUACUUUCGACCUGCACUUGGUCAAUAUUAUUCUCUCCAAUUGGAUGCACCUCUUGUCCUAUUAACGAGGACGGGAUAGACAGAAAUCCUCAGCAACCAACCCCUGAUCCUACCGCCUCAUACACGCGUCCUAAGGCUCUGGAAUAUAAAUCAAAGCCGAAUACCAUCCAAGAAUCAAGUCUUCCAACUUCAUUAUCAAGCCAGUUGCUGCCCCGGAAUCCAAGUGUUCCUGGCUAUGCUUCCCCUUCAGUCUACGGCGAUAACAUCAGUAAACGUGCUCAUCCUCAAUUAAUGGUUUCUUCGACAAGCGGUACCAUCAACCCUGCAAAAUCGCCCCGUGUUACUGUCCCUACUAGGCCGCGUACAAAAAGCCAGCACGAGCCAAUUGGCUACUAUAAUAAUAUAGGACCUAGUGAAGGGUCCGAAAUUUGGAGGAUUGGAGAACAUUAUUCAUGGCCGAGGAAGGAAGACCAGUCCUAG